This is a messenger RNA of Pantherophis guttatus, 12120 nucleotides long. It is a transcript of the gene GAS7, whose product is annotated as growth arrest specific 7. Gene Ontology annotation, molecular function: protein binding. Gene Ontology annotation, cellular component: clathrin-coated vesicle; plasma membrane; cytoplasm. Gene Ontology annotation, biological process: clathrin coat assembly; neuron projection morphogenesis; clathrin-dependent endocytosis. NCBI's taxonomy places the organism in Eukaryota, Metazoa, Chordata, Lepidosauria, Squamata, Colubridae. The record is from RefSeq and is a predicted model, not a curated record.
GCGGCGCAGGGAAACGAGGCGGCCAAUCCGCCAGUUGGGCUGACUGGGGAGCGUCGAGAGGGAAGCAAGCGGACUGCCGGCAGCCAGAGGCGGAUCAGCUCGGCACCUGUGGCGGCUAGAGCCGAGUUUCUUGAGCAAGUCCCUGGGGCUGCUGUGUGAUGCCACCGCCCGGGCAGGAGCGGGUGGUGCCUGUGCUGGGGGCGCGUUGCAGAACCCUCUACCCCUUCUCCGGAGAGCGACAUCGGCACGGACUGCGCUUCGCUGCGGGCGAGCUGCUUACCGUCCUCCAGGCGGGGCCCGACGGCGGUUGGUGGGAAGGGGAGACGGCCGAAGGGCUGAGGGGCUGGUUCCCGGCCAGCUACGUCCAGCUCGUUGAGAAACCUAGGAAGGUCAUUCCUCAAGUUGGAGAAGAUUCUCAAAAUGGUCAUCUUCCACCUGGCUGGCAAAGUUAUAUGUCUCCUCAGGGGCGAAGAUAUUAUGUGAACACCUUCACCAAUGAGACUACUUGGGAGCGACCAAGCAGUGUUCCGGGAACUCCAAAGAAUUCUGUGAGCCAGAAGAACUCCUUGCCUACAGUGAACGGAUAUCACAUACCAGGCACGUUGGCAUCCCAGCUAGAGCCAAGCCACAUGAGUCUCCGCAAAAUCAGCAGUGACCCUCAGAGUCCUGGGUCUCCAUCACCUACUCGAAAGCAAAAUAAGGAGAACACCUUUACGAUAAACUGUGUGACUUUUCCCCAUCCUGACACAAUGCCAGAACAGCAGUUGCUAAAACCUUCUGAAUGGAGCUACUGUGAUUAUUUCUGGACUGAUAAGAAGGACCCCCAAGGGAACAGUACAGUCUCGGGAUUUGAAAUUCUUCUGCAGAAACAACUGAAAGGGAAGCAAAUGCAGAAAGAAAUGGCAGAAUUUAUUCGGGAAAGAAUAAAAAUUGAAGAAGAAUAUGCCAAGAACCUAUCUAAACUAUCACAGAACUCCCUGGCUGCCCAGGAAGAAGGGACACUUGGCGAAUCUUGGUCUCAGCUAAAAAAAAGCAUGGCUGAUGAAGCAGAGGUUCAUCUUAAAUUUUCCUCUAAGCUCCAGGCAGAAGUGGAGAAACCACUACUCAACUUCCGUGAAAACUUCAAGAAAGAUAUGAAAAAGUAUGACCAUCAUAUUGCUGAUUUGCGAAAACAGCUGGUUAGUAGGUAUGCAGCAGUGGAAAAGGCUCGAAAAGCAUUAACAGAGAGGCAAAAGGAUUUAGAGAUGAAAACACAGCAGUUGGAGAUAAAACUGAGCAACAAGACAGAAGAGGAAAUUAAAAAGGCCAGGCGGAAGUCUACUCAAGCUGGAGAUGAUCUCAUGCGUUGCGUGGAUUUGUAUAACCAAGCUCAGUCAAAAUGGUUUGAAGAAAUGGUAACCACCUCUCUGGAACUUGAGAGGCUAGAAGUCGAGAGGGUGGAAAUGAUUCGGCAGCACCUUUGCCAAUAUACACAGUUGCGACACGAGACAGACAUGUUCAACCAAAGUACAGUGGAACCUGUGGAUCAGUUGCUUCAGAAAGUGGAUCCAGCCAAAGACAGAGAACUGUGGGUAAAAGAACACAAAACCGGUAACAUCAGACCUGUGGAUAUGGAGAUAUAGACUUCCGUGACCAGGUGGGCUUUUGAGUCCACCCAGCUCGAGGGAUUUCCAUACAGCUUCAAGAGGAGGAACAGGAGAGAUGUUCCACUGUCAGCUUCCGUAUCUAUUUAUUAUUGUCUGUAGGGACUAUUUCUGUCAUGUUUGAUCAUUAUUCCAUUCUUAUAUUGCUAUGCCUUAAACAUCCAACAUUCCAGGGUUGAGAAGCUGCUCUUUUUCCUUCUUUUUGAAACUGGCUCCUAGUAGCCAAGCACGUGCAGCUCCCAGGAUCCAUGGGUCUGUUUGCUGGUACAAAAAGAAUCUUGCUAUUCUGUGGUUAUCUAUUUUGUGCUGCUCCCCUUGCAUGAUGCUCUGUUUUGUACUGUAAUGUUAAGACACAAAUAAGGCUGUGCCAAACCUAUGGACGGAUGAGUUUGAAUGUGAUUCUGGAAGCAGGGAGAUCCUCCUGAAUGUUCCCACUAAAUUAGGUGGGAGUGGGGAGGUGGUUUUAAAGCCCCCUCCCACCUCCUCUCCCACCUACACUUUAUGAAAUGGAAUUCAUAAUGCUUACCUACCUCACAGGGAUGUUGUGAGGAUAAUAUCUGUGUAGAGUGUUAUGUUUUAACAACCAUUGUCUCCUAUAACUGCAAAUACUAUUGCAAGGCUAUUGAAAAGGCUUUUUUGAGUAAAGAAAAGGAGGCUGUGGGUCAGGAGACAAUGUACCCAAAGAAAAAUGCUUGGGUUGGCCCCCUUUUAUACUGUCUCAGGUACUUAACUGGCUGCAGUCCUCAAGCUACUUGUGAUUUUUUUGACUUCUCCAGGAUCUGCAGAAACGAUCAGAGAAUUGGAACCAUUGACACACACACACACACACACACCAAUAGAAGAAUAGCACUUUCAAGACACAGACAGUUGCCUCUUGUCAUGUGUGCUUCAAGAGCCUUUGGAAGAGUGCAAGAAACCAAAUUCAAAGUGUAUCUCAAAACUGCAAAAUAACCUACAUGAGUGUUAGGUUAUUUAGAGGGUAGGAUCUUGCCUCUGCCAAUAUGUCUUCCCUGAUUUCCAAUUUUGUGCUCAUGUCACAGAGAUCCCUGCAUUGAUGACACAGCAAAAUUCAAGUGGAACUUGGGUACGGGGGAAGUUUUUGCAAGCCUUUGGCUCUUGAGUUCCCACACUCUGGCAGCUAUUUUUUUAAAAAAAGUGUUUUAUUUUAUAACAGAGUUCAGGCCAUAUUAAGUCUAAUUAUAAAACUAUCAGAUGGUCAAAAAUCAGCACAAGUGAGUUAAGAAGUGACUAUAUGAAUCCAGCCAAAGAUGCAUUAUACAGCUACAUAUUUUCAGAAGUGCAGCUAUUUAUGAUGGUACUACAAGGCCUUAUCAAUUGAUCCUGAGCUCCUGUAUUUCAGAAACUGUUGGGGAAAAACCACCAUGUUCUUUGUUCCCCUCCUUUUUUCAUUUGUCUUGCAAUGGUGUUUGUACAGGACAAAUAUUUGCUUCAGAGCUUUAAUUUUUUUUGUACUGCCAAGUAUUUUGUUUGAACAUGUGUCACAAACAUCUACUAUUCAUUUCUUUAUUUCUUAAAUCUUUUUUUUUUCCUGGAAUGCAUUUGUCAGUUUUUUGACCAGACUUUCCAUCAGCACUAUAACUCUUGUCCUUUCUAUUUUCAAAGUAACGAUUUUAACUUUAACUACAGAAGUGUAAUAUAGAUAACCUGAGCUUCUUAAAUUUAAAAACAUAUAGGAAGAAAUUUGGGAAAAGAGAUGGCAUUGUUUUUGCUGGAUUAUUUGCUGCUUACAUUAUUAAAUACAGUAUGAAGAAAACUGGCACACAAACUAUUCCAGUUAAUUACCACUCAAAUGUGCCCUCAUUUGAUUGAUUCUCUUCCCUUUCCCUUUCCCUUUCCCUUCGGCUUGUUUUCUAUUAUCAACAAAAUCCUCUUUUUUCAUCUCCAAGGGCAUCACAGGUUUAUAAUAAAAAUAUAUAUUUUGUCUUUUCCCAAGAAGCUGACUGUCAAGAUUUGCAAAAAGUACAAUUUAUCCUGCUGGUAUGUGUGAGUACAUUAAGGUCUGGAUCAAAAACAAUAUAAAAAUAAUUUCUAAGGCAUCUAUUCAAUACCUUUCCUGUUUUGAAGCUUGUGAUAUUUCAGUAUUCCUUGCAACCUUUCUCUAACUGUUUUCAGAACUUCUCUCAAUUGCUGCCCAUUGAUUUCUGGGCUUUUUCUGUUUUCCAUACUUGAUACUGUUUAACUAUAUGUUCUUUUGAUAAAAUGGACUGCAAUUCUUUGUACAUUCCACUGUAACUUUCUUCACGAUCAUCAAGCAAAUUGCUCGUGGCAUAUUACGAAAAUUGCUCUUUCCAAAUUGUAUUUUAAGAUUCCAGUUUAAAUCUGAUUGAAUUUAAAAUAUCCGUCUUAUUUUUCUAGAUAAAAAAAUAGUCAAAGCACCUUAAUUGUAAAUUUAAAACACUGCCUGGAUCCUUUGGUUUUCAUAUAUUUGCUGUUAGUUUCUAUAACUAACAAUCGUCUUUUUUUUUUUCUAUAUCUUUCAUGAUUAUCUUACCCAUUACUUUGCUUUUCUAUUUUCUUCUUUCACUGAAAGCUCCAGUGAUUGCUGAUGGCAAAAUGUAAUUUGAUUGCAGAAAAAUCCCCAAGAUUUUACAGAAACUUCAGUGGUGGGUUGCUACCGGUUCGCACCGGAUCAGGCAAACUGGUAGCGGUGGGAGGCUCUGCCCGCCCAUCCGGACGCUUCUGCGCAUGCGCUUCAUGCGCAAGUACGCACGCGCCCACGAGCGAACCGGUAGCGACAGGUUUUGAAACCCGCCCCUGAGAAGCUUGUAAAUAGAUUCGUAGGUCUCUGGCUGUAAUUAUUUCAAAUACUACAGUCUAUUUCCCUGACUGUAGCUUAAUCUAUGUUUCCUUUCAAGUUCUAUGUGUCUUUUAAACAUUAUUAUUUUAUAUGAAGGAUGAAAAUACACAUUGUUCACCAGACUCAUUUUUGUGCUCCCCAGGGUUUGGGUGAAAAGAUUGGAACCAUUUCUAUGUCUUUGGGGAAUUUGAGCUAAUAAGGGCCAACAUGAGGGAUGUAAGCCUUGCAAUUGCUUAAGAUGCUAAUUUCACCACUUAAAACUCCUCAGGCCACCAUGGUUUUGGUACUUUUCGAGUUCAGCAGCCUUCAACGUGUCAUACAAAGCUCAGAUGCUCUCAGUCUCAUGAUAGCAUUCCAUGCAAUUUAUGGCAAUCAUGCAGUCAUUCCUGUAUGGCCAUGAUUAAUAUAACCAUGGGGUGAUAGCGAGAUAGGAAAGAACUUGAAGAUCUACUUAAAACAUCUGUUAUUUGGGAUCCCUUACAGGUGAUCCUCCACCUCUGACCACAAGUGAGCUGAAAAUUUCCCCUGCUAAGCGAGACAUUUGUUAAGUGAGUUUUUGACCCAUGUUAUGACCUUUCUUGCCACAUUUGUUAAGUGUAUCACGGCAGCUGUUAGGUUAGUAACAUGGUUGUUAAGUAAAUCUUCCCCAUUGUCUUUGCUUGUCAGAAGGUCACAAAAGGGGAUCACAUGACCUCAGAAUACAGCAGCCACUAUAAAUAUGAACCAGUUGCCAAACAUCUGAAUUUUGAUCAUACACACAUAGGGAUGCUACAACUGUUGUAAGAAUGAAAAAUGGUCAUAAGUCACUUUUUUCAGUGCCAUUGUAACUUUGAUUGGUCACUAAAUGAACUGUUGCAAAUCGAGGACUACCUGUAGUUAUUUGAAGGAAAGUAACCACCAAUCCCUUUGUUUUGGCUUGGUAGAAGUCUUUUAGCCAGCUUUCUUCAGAACCAUUGAGCUUUCAAAUUUAUUUGGCCCAUCAGACUCAAAUCACCGGUGCUACUUUUAGUAUUCUUUUUCCAUUCCUUUUUUGUAGGACAAGAUAUAACUCACUUGAAUGUUCUUGUUGAAGUUUUCUUUCACCAUGGAAAGCAGUUGUGGGUGAAACCUGCAUAUUUUCUCUUAAGCUUUACUCUUUGGAACAUUCCACUGCUCAGUUGCAUUCUGAUUUGUGUUUUGGACUGGUGAUAUGUCUACAUCUAGAUUUCCUUGAGUCCAAAAGGUAGAAUGAGAAAGCCCAUAUAUUAGGGACACAGAGGGAGAAGAGGAUUAGCAUGUCAGACCUGUGAGACUCUUUUUCUGUUUUUGAAGUUCAACACCUCACUGCCUUUUAAAUGUGCCUGUUAUUACCCUUUUAUAUUGCAAUGCAUUUGCCACUGGGUUGUUUUUUUCCUUUGCAAAUCUUACUCACUGCAUUCCUAUUACAUGACAUUUUGGUAUGACUUACAAUUGUGGGAUGAUUUGCAAGUGUACUUUGUGCCUUUCGCUUCACGGAAUGUUUAUAUCCGUUCAUAUUUAGCUUGGAUGUUCAUCAGAUUAGCCAGACAUUUACAACUUGAUUUUGUUUAAUGUGGUUUCUAGCUGCUUAAUCUCUCUUAAUUACAUAGCUCCCAUUCCUUAAAACACUCCCAAUGCUCAAGAUUUGAUUUAUUUUCCUUUCAGGAUUCAAAAGAUAGUAAUGCUUUGUGAAAUUGUCUUUCUAACCAAGUAUUUUAGAGAGAAAAAUAUUAAGAGAGAAUUGCAUUUUUUUUCCCAAAGGAAGCACUUUGGAUUACUGAAAUAGAAGUGCAAUAUUUGGCAUAUUUUUGGUUCCAUGUCACUUUAGAGAUGAAUGCAAGCAUAGAUCAACAAUGUAAUGUUGUAGUAUGAAGGACUUCUUAUUUAAUAUUGUGACUCUGCCACUCUUUUACCUCUCCAAUCAUGAUUACAUGUUCACUGGACAUAGUCUGUUCUCACUAAACUAUUUGGAGGGUUCCUUCCCAAAGUUUUGCUAUAAAUAUCUUUGCAAACUUUUACAAACUUUGAGGCUCCCGUGACUCUAUUGGUGCUCCUUUCAUGAAAAUAGAUGGUGGCAUUUUAUAUAAGGAUUGGCAUUCAGAGAAUUGAGAAACCACCUCAUAUAUGACAAUGUUCUUUACAGAUUUUGUAGCAUCUGAAUAGAAAGUAGUAUUUUGGGUUCUGUUUGGAUUUUCAUCCUGUAUUAUCUGCCCACAAUGAGUAGCUGAUCCUUAUUAUGUUAUUUUGCUGACUAGUUAGUAUCUAGCUUGUUCACAAUGCUUGUCAGUGUGAUUUGUCACAGAUCAGAUCUGGAGCACACAGUUAGUUUGGUUCUUCAAAUCUACUGACCACAGCAAAUCCUCUGCAAUGUAAUCUCGGUUCUGUUCUCUUGUGAGCUUCAUAAUAUAACAAUACACCUCUGCUUUUCUUACUUUAAUAUUGCGUCUCUCUUGUGAAUGGGACUGAGCAGACUUAACAUUGAAUUUCCAAUUCUGAAUUCAGUGAAGGAAGGUCAAAAAUAGGUAUGGUUUCUCUAUUUAUAAGUUUCUUUAAAUUAUUUCUGUUUUAAUACAGGUAGAAAGCCUAAGCAAAUAGGUUUACCUUUUCUUAGUGCAACCCUACCUGCUCUUCAGAAUUACAUUCUCCUGUAUCGGAAUUGAACUCAUCUUUAAGAGAGCAAUAUCUACGGCUCAUAAGAAAGGAAAAAGUAACAGUGUUGUUGUUAAAUUAAUGACACAGCAUGCUGAAAUUCCAGCUGUAAGAUGCACACCUUUGGAGGCACCCAGAACCUUUCUUUCUUAUGCUUUUAAGGCACUGUCCUCCCAGGCUAAUAAAAGUAUAAAAAAGUUCAAAUUCUAUGCACACCUCUCUCUUUCCCCUCAUCCCCUGCAGCAGGGAUGAAGAUUCUUAUUAAGAUUCUUAAAUCUUAUCAAGGGGCAUUUUCUUCUAUCAGGUUUUUCUGCACACAACAAACAUUUCUGCUCUGUUUAGCCCAGGCCUAUGGAGGAAUGGCAAGUAAAGCCAACUACUGCCUGCCGUCAAAGAAAAUGCAAGUUUCUUCUAGACUUUGAUGGGCACUGACUGUAGUCAACUACCAUCACAGUUGCUUUCUGCUGGCAUGGUGAGUCUCCAUUCUGUUACUAACCCAGGGUUGGCUGUGAAAGUGGCAGAGAAAGGCCAUCAUAAAAACAGCUUUAAGUUUCCAUCUUUCAAGAAAAUUGAAAGAAAGGAAAGUGACAGAUAAGACCAAUGUCUCAGAAUAGCCAGAUGAAUUUUUUUAAAAAAAAAAAAAGUCAUUCUGUGGAUAACACAAGAGAAAAAUAUCCCAAGCAAUUAACUCAUGAAGGAGUUUGGAUUGAGCUAUUUAAAUAUCAAAUUGAUUAAAAGAAAAUGUUUAGUAAAUAAAUGGGAGAUAUGUGUCAAUCAGUAAGUAGUUGAAUUAGCUUUUUUCUGUACAGUAUUUGCUCUUUUUGCAGGAAUUGGAAUGACAAACCUGUAUUACUUGCCCUGUUUUGUUCAGAUUUUCCUCUUCAUAUUCAGAAAUAGCCACUCUCACAUUCAAGAUUAUAACAAUUGUUCUAAAGUUAUUUUUGAGAGAAACCAAUAUUAGGAUACCUUCUGAUCCUUUUUCCCCCUCAUAGAUUUAUUUGCAAACAUUUGAAAUUUAGAAAAUAGAUGUUUAGAUAAUUAAUAUAUUAAUGGUCAUGUACGCAAAGAAUCAACAAUAUAUUUGCAUGUGUUGUGAUGCCUCUGAUUUGUUACCACUCAAAUAUGGAGGAUGUUGUACAAAGCAAGUCACUGAUGGCCACAGUGGAAAAUUAACAUUUGAAACACCCUCCUAAGACUUUUUAGAUUGUAAUUCCAAUGGCAGGUAGAGUUGGUUUUUUUCAAUGCCUAAAGGAAUUUGGUGUCUCCACUGAAACAUUGAUUUGAACCCAAUCUUUCAAUUUUCAAUCAGUAUUAUAGUGUCCCUGGCUAAGAAAGCUACUUGAAGUAUUUUUAAAAGUUACUUAAACAUUGCAUCAUAUGCCUCUAAAUAGACAGAUGAAAUGGGAUCAUCUGGAAUGCUGUUGUGCUUUUCUUCUGACAGCAGGACGAACAUUUAGUUAAAGACAAUUUUCCCAUAUAAAAAAUGGGAUUAAAAGCUUGCACUUCAAGUAUUUUGAUGGAAAUUUCUAUACACCAUGUAUAUUUACAAGAUUUAUCCAUUGAAAAGCUGUAGCUUCUUUCAAAGAACCUUGGAGUUAAUAGUUUGGUGACAACAUUUCAUUAGAGAUUUUUAACUUCCUGUUCAGAAGCAUAGUUUCCAGAGCCACCAGAAGAGAAGAAGUAUUUACUGGGAUAAUUUAGGAGUAUAGUUAUGAACGUUAAUACCAGUGCUUGUGUAGAUAAUGUGGAUAAGGAUAUGUGAAUAGUGUAAAUAAAUAAAUUUUAUGCAGUCCAAUACCUUGAAUUUUUUUUCUGUCCACCAGUAAGAUAUUCUUUACUUUGCUAAUGUUUUGCCAAAGCAUAGCAAAGAAUUAUUAUGGGUGUUAUUUCUGCUGAAAGCAGCUGGAAAAAUAGCUAAAUAUAUUGAAAUAAGCCCAAAGAUGCAGACAUGAUUUUUUGGCCCUAGCAUUUAUCAAAAUAAAUUUUAAACUUCAGAGACAUAGCAUUCACAGGAAAAGACAAGAAGAGCUAUGUGAAGCUUAGUUGGGAAUUGGAUUUAAUCAUUCUUUGAAUUGUAGGAUUCAGUUCAGUUUCAGUUGCUUUGAGAUCAGUUCUAGAGUUCCAUGGGCUUUUGUGCAAAGUUAAAUUGAAUUGAUGAUUCAGAUUGAACUGACCAUUUGAAACAAAUCAUGGAUAACUUGCACAACGCUCUCAAAUCAUUCUUAGCAACUUGAUGGGCAUUUGCUAUUAAGUGUAGUCUUGCACACUAUAUAUAUUGUACCAGGAGGUGGCACUACCACAUGGCAUCUAAUGUUGCCAAUGCUAGAUGGAUUUUCUUGCUUACAGUUUCUGUAACUUUCAUUUGCUUUUCAUCUAAGUAUGUCAACAAAAAACGUUUGUAACCCAAAAUGGAUGUGAAACAUCUUCAAAGAUGUCUUGGCAGUUUGCCACUAUCAUUUCCUGAAGGCAUGGCAAUAAUAGCUAUAAAAGAAGAGUAGUAUAUCCUUGUUAGUUUGAUAUUUUCCAAUGCAGGAAUCUUAUAGGUUUCUGUUUCUGAGUCAAUGAAGUUUUCUGAUUAUGUUUAUAUAUACGUUAGCUACUCAAAGUAUUUAAUUCAUUUUUUAGGAUGGUGGGUGGCAUCUUUUCAACCCUCUAGCUAGACAAGUGCUGAAAUGCAUUCUCUAUUCAUGUACCAUGAUUUGUUUGCUAAAUCUGUUGAUGGACAAUACACAAUAAUUUCUCAUCAAGUUUAUAUAUAUUACACUAAGACGAGAUUAGAUAACCUGCAGACCUUGGUCUCCUUCACACUUUACUUUACUUUAUUGAUUAGCCCUUGGGCCAUAUCAAAGUGCAAAGUUCCAGACACAAAUUAUUACUAAAAUCUGAUAAAAACAAUUUAAAAUGGAAUUGAAUAAAAUACAGUUUAAAAUGAAAUUGGGAUGAAAUGAAAUUUUAUCACCAUGAAAUGCUAAGGAGGCCAAGUGGUCAUUUUAGCAUAUCAUUAAAAUUGGGUAGCAAAGUGGCCAAAUUUCAUUGUGAUUCUUUGGGUUAUUUUUCUUGUUUGGGAGAGAUUUAAGAAUAGGAAUGGUAGUGGUUGCUUUCCAAGGUUCUCUGGUCAUUAAAUAGACAUACUAGCCCAAACAGACCAAAAUAUUUCAACCUCUAACCUGAAUUGUGGCUCCUGAACUUUUAGAAGUUGUCACAUCUGCACUAAGCUUUAAUGUCAUUUGUUUUAUUUGGCUUAGGUGUUCCAAGGGGCCCAUUUUUUUGUGUUUUAAAAAUAUGCUUUUUAUUUUUAUAUAUAUAAAAAUAUAAUACGAUGUGUGAACUUGUGUGUGUGUGUGUUUUUUAAAAAAAGAAGCCUGAUUAAAACAAAAAUAGAUUAGCACGUUAUAUGUGAUUGCAUUGAUCUUGACAUAUUCUUAUAAUAGAGUCAAAUAUGGUUUUUUGCUAAAAUUCAGAUGCCAAUUAUGAUGUUUUAAAAUGAUUUGUUUCAGUCCUGUUCAUGUCAGUGCAGAAACAUGUUCUAUUAUAUUUUCCUGAAUAUAGAUGAAUGGGAUUAUAACUAGAGACUUUAGAGAAUUUGCACUUGUGAGGUAAAAAUCCACUUUGUGAAUUUUAAUAGAACAUUUUUUUUUAGAGAUUUAACAAUAAUAAAGUAUUAGGUGUAGACUUCAGCAUUUUUUUUACAACUGGUACACAUCAUGCUUAACCAGCAAACUCCAAGCUUGGUGAUCUUAGAUCCAAACAGAUACUGUUUACAAAUGAUUCUGCUUAUUACCUGUUUUUUUUUUUCUUUCAAAGAAAUGUUUAUGGAAGGUGGUUUGAAUCAAUUAUAUUAGAUUUUUUUGAAUUUAUAAAGGAACAUAGGUCUUUGUUAUGCUAUACAAUGAUCUUUUGAACUGAAAACAUUAAAUCAAAUCUAGAAAAAAAAGAGACCAUCUUCAAUGUUUGAGUACUUGGUAGUAGUCAUUACUAUGUAGUAGCAAUAACAUUGGUUGCUGAACAAGCAAGUGAAAAUGGUUGCAAUCAAAAACUUAGCAAGAUGAAUUUAUAACCCAUUACAAUUAGCAAAACCUAAACCCUAUGCACAUUUACUACUCCUAGGCAGUAAACAUUAUUUCCAUUUAAGUGUUCAUAGGAGCCAUCAUCAUGCUUAAUAUGUGUCCGUUGCUUUUGAAAUAGGGCAAAUAAAAACUUUAUUCAUUUCUGAAACUAAUUUUCAUGAGAAUCUAUUUUUCAUUGCUUUUCUCUAAAUUAUCUAAAUUUGCAGUAUAUCCCUGAUAUCAGAGCAGUUCGUUUUACUCAUACAUGUAUUUCCAAAUGUUUUAGACUUAACACAAGCUAUAGGUAUAAACAAAUUUGGAUAAUAUAUUCAUUUUCAUUAUCCCAAAUAAUUGUUUUUCAAAUAUAUUAGCUUGGGAGGAUAGAUUUGGCCAGCCACCAACUCUCCUCCAAGGCAGAUUUUUAUAACAAAAUAAAAUAAAAUGGCAUUGCCUAUCUGGUAUUUUUAUUCUCUACCCUUUUACUAAACACUUUCUAAUUUUUUACAAUAAAAUAUGUCUUUUGCCAGCGGUAAUGGCUUUGAGUUUCAUAAUACUUUACUGCUGAUUUUUGGCGAACUACAUAUAGAAACUUAAUUCUACUAUAAGCCCUCUGUAUUAAUAAUAGCAAUGAGUCUUUAAUCAUUUUGAACAAUGUUAUAUGGCUUUUUGUCCCAUGCAAUUGUAUCAUUAAAAUACUGUGGCUGAAGAGGUAAAUGCUUGUUAAGAUUCAAGGGAAACUUUGUUGGUUCAGGUAUGUCUCCUGUGUGUUAAUGUCAAUGGAGUUGCACUGAUUUACCCCAGCUAAAGAUCUAUCCUUUAAAUGUUGAAAGUAUUUGCUAUAAAAAAUUGUUUUAUGUACAAACAUUUCCAUAAACUUUGUAUUUUCUUCCUAUUUUAGCAAAUUUGUAUUAUGCACUUGAAAAGCUUUGUCUCAUCUCAUGUAAAAUAAACUGUACAGUCCAUUAAA